AUGGCACCUAGACUUCCUCCUCCACCGCAACCUACUGACCCUGAUGCGUCCAACAACGCUAGGUUGUUGGAAACGAUAGUUGAUAGACUGCAACAACAGAAUAACACACUGAUGGAGCAGAACGCCACUCUGAUGCAGCAGAACCAGAGUGCGUUGCAGAGUUUGGAAGCUGCUCGCGCCAACUCUGAAGCGACACAGAGGCAGUUAAUGGAUAUCCUUGCCGCUACCAGAAGUACACCGGGAGCGUCCUCUUCUAACGCUACCCAACAUGCUGAAUGGAGUUUGGAGAGCUUUCUCCAACAUCAUCCCGCCAAGUUUAAUGGAAAAUGCCUUCCUGAUGAGGCAGAUCAAUGGCUGCGGGACAUGGAGAAGAUCUAUAAUGCAAAGAGGUGCCCGGACGACAACAGAUUGGCGUUUACUGAAUACCUGUUGACUGGUGAGGCCAGCCACUGGUGGGCGAGCGUGAAGACUAUCCUAACAGACGCUCAUGCUCCCAUCACUUGGGAAGUUUUCAGGAACAAAUUUUAUGAAGAGUAUUUCCCAGACAGCGUUCGUUACGCCAAGGAAGUUGAAUUUCUUCAACUGGUACAAGGAGGGAAGUCUGUGUCGGAGUAUACCAGUACGUUCAAGCAUCUGUUGAGGUUCAAUACCGUGGCCGCUAAUGAAGAAUGGCAGUGCCGGAAAUUUGAGAAUGGGUUGAGGAGUGAUUUGAAGGUGCUGAUAUCCAGCCACUGUAUUAAGUCUUUCCCUUCAAUGGUCGAGAGGGCUAAGGUACUGGAGAAGAAUAUGGCAGAAGUAGAACGACAGAAGAAACAACAACAGGGGGUUAGGGGGCCGACCAUGACCAGAAAUAAUGCUAAUAUGAGGAAGUCCCCUUACGAUCGUCCAAAUCAACCUCGCAGUGGGUCGCAAUCUAUGGUGGUUGCCGGACAGUCUGGGCAACAGGGGGCGGUCAAGUGUUUUAGGUGUGGGGGACCUCACUACAAGUCUUCAUGCCCUCAGUUGGUGGGAGAGAAGUAUUGCAAUCGUUGCAGAAGAAACGGUCACUUGGAGAGUGAGUGCUAUAUGGGAGGUUGA
This is a messenger RNA of Vigna angularis (adzuki bean), 1077 nucleotides long. RefSeq lists its product as uncharacterized. Bases 1 to 1077 code for a protein of 358 amino acids. NCBI's taxonomy places the organism in Eukaryota, Viridiplantae, Streptophyta, Magnoliopsida, Fabales, Fabaceae. The record is from RefSeq and is a predicted model, not a curated record. The transcript has a single exon. Gene Ontology annotation, molecular function: nucleic acid binding; zinc ion binding.